GACCUUCAGGUGAUAAGGCUGAGACAUAAAGGAGGCUGGGCCCUGCCAUCACGACAGCAGCCACACCUCUGCAGAGAGAAUGGCCAGCAGGAAGGCGGGGACCCGGGGCAAGGUGGCAGCCACCAAGCAGGCCCAACGUGGUUCUUCCAACGUCUUUUCCAUGUUUGAACAAGCCCAGAUACAGGAGUUCAAAGAAGCCUUCAGCUGUAUUGACCAGAAUCGUGAUGGCAUCAUCUGCAAGGCAGACCUGAGGGAGACCUACUCCCAGCUGGGGAAGGUGAGUGUCCCAGAGGAGGAGCUGGAUGCCAUGCUGCAGGAGGGCAAGGGCCCCAUCAACUUCACCGUCUUCCUCACGCUCUUUGGGGAGAAGCUCAAUGGGACAGACCCCGAGGAAGCCAUCCUGAGUGCCUUCCGCAUGUUUGACCCCAGCGGCAAAGGGGUGGUGAACAAGGAUGAGUUCAAGCAGCUUCUCCUGACCCAGGCAGACAAGUUCUCUCCAGCUGAGGUGGAGCAGAUGUUCGCCCUGACACCCAUGGACCUGGCGGGGAACAUCGACUACAAGUCACUGUGCUACAUCAUCACCCAUGGAGACGAGAAAGAGGAAUGAGGGGCAGGGCCAGGCCCACGGAGGGGCACCUCAAUAAACUCUGUUGCAAAAUUGGAA
Molecule: messenger RNA, 664 nt
Organism: Pan troglodytes (chimpanzee)
Lineage: Eukaryota; Metazoa; Chordata; Mammalia; Primates; Hominidae
Gene: MYL7
Product: myosin light chain 7
Exons: 7
Coding region: 80-607 (175 amino acids)
Molecular function (GO): calcium ion binding
Source: RefSeq, a predicted model, not a curated record